Somion occarium is the source of this 1274-nucleotide messenger RNA. The record is from the annotation of a GenBank genome assembly. Lineage: Eukaryota; Fungi; Basidiomycota; Agaricomycetes; Polyporales; Cerrenaceae.
AAGGAUACUCCUUUUCCUGAGUGCAGUCAUUUGAGUUUACGAGUGACUUAUAAUCACCUUGCAGCGUCAGCUAACUACGGGUAACACGGGUGAUUUGAACGUUACAUUAACAGCUCAAUCUUGCUUACAAAAGUUACUACCCACGACUUGACUCUCAGUAUUUAUACACUACAGUUGUCGCAACUAAACCCUCAUUUCCUUCGCACUUACCAUGGCGUCCAGAUCUUCUGAUCUCCCUGCUUUCACUGAGUCUACCUUCCAGUACACGCAGCCGCCUAACCCAUCUUUCAAGUUUGGCCAGAAGGUCGAUGCCACGCCAGAAGGGAAGGCAUGGGCGGAUGGAGAGAAGGAGGGAUGGAAAGUGAUUGAGACAGACAAAGAAGAUCCCAUGAAGCUGGUACUAUCAUCCAUUAUUACAGUCUGGUCUAAACUGCUUGAAUACUCAUUCGAUUCAAAGUAUCCUCUGAUGAUCAGUGCAAUCACCCCUAGACCCGUUGCCUUCGUGUCUACUAUAUCUGACACAGGCGUCGAGAACUUAGGGCUUAUGAGCUGGUUUAACAUGGUUACAGCGUAUCCAGCCCUCAUCUCCAUCUCUGUUGCAAUCGUGAACAACAAAGUCAAGGAUACAACACGGAACAUCCUAGCCACCAAAGAGUUCACUGUCAACAUUAUCAGCGUCCCGUGGAUUGACAAUGCGAACGCUUGUUCCAUUGACGCACCGGCUGACGUGAGUGAAUGGGCUCUCAGCGGGUUAACGAAGGCGCCAAGUGUUCAUGUCAAGCCUCCUCGCGUCAAGGAAAGUGCCUUCAGCAUGGAAUGUGAGCUCUUCCAAACGAUCGAUAUUACCCACCCAGAGAGUGGAGUAAAAAGCACUACGUUGAUCCUCGGGAGGGUCAAAUACAUUCACGUUCGCCGAGAUACGCUCAAUGAGCGCGGCAACGUUGAUCCUGACAAACUCAAACCUAUUGGUAGGCUUGGCGAUAUCCUUUACGCUUCAUUGGGAGGGGGUUUCCGCAUUCCACGACCUUCUUGGGCGGUGGAAGGUGAGAACGUUCUUGAGUUGGAGAAAGAAGAUGCUGGUAUUCGUCAACCGUCUGGAUUGUAAAUGAUCUUAGGCAAAUAUAGAACAUAGAGGUCCUCUAGACCACAAUUUUUAAUUGCAUUGAUACUGUAGUACUAAGAAGCUUUUGCACCAAGUUUUGUGGUACGUCGGCUUAUCCCGACCUGUUCACCCGCGAGUUGAACGAAAUACAAAUUUUCUUUUACGCCAUUAU